AAAACAAGACUUUGAAAAGAAGAAAAAGAGGAGGGGCAAUGGAGGGAAAGAGAAAAUAUAUCGCGCGCAGGUGAUGCGAAAACACCGCCUUCUCUCUCAUCACCACCAUAUCCAAUUUUACUUUCUCUCUCUUCCAUCCUUCAUCGUCCCCGGACUCCUUAUCGUAACCACCACUUUCUCUCUCUUUAUCACUUCCAAAACCCUAGAUUUCUUUUUUCAGACGCCGAAUUGCUUCAUCUUAAGAUCUGUUUCUGUUUUUGAUCGAGGUUGCAGAGUUUCCUACAGCAUUAUUUUUACUUAGAUUUUUUGGCCUUUGAACAUUAAUUUGUGACCAUGGAUGAUAAAAGCUUAGCCACCGGGGAAACUGUGUCUGAUUUAAAUUCCACAUGUGCGUCCGAUGAAAAAGUUGUUAAUAAUCAUGAAAAUCCAGAAAUUUUACCGGAUGGUUCAUCAAAAGGUUCAACUUUCGAUCCAAUAAACGCAUCUCAGGAAAAUGAAACCAAGGUAAUAAGUCAAACACCAGGUCAACGUAAGCGUGGGCGACCCAGAAAAAUACAAACUGCGCCUGAUUUGAAUUCCAAUAAUCAUGAAAUUUCAGAAAAUUUACCGAGUGGUCCACCAAGUGGUUCAAGUUUUGAUCAGUUAAAUACAACUCGAGAAAAUGAAAGCAAGGGAUUAAGUCAAACACCAGGUCAACGUAAGCGUGGGCGACCCAGAAAAGUAGUAACUGUUUCGGAUUUAAAUUCCAGUUGCGCAUGUGAUGAAAAAGUUGUUAGUAAUCACGAAAGUUCACAAAAUUUACCGGACGGUCCGUCAGGAGGUUCAAGUCUUGAUCAAUUAAACGCAACUCAGGAAAACGAAAGUCAAACACCAGGUCGGCGUAAGCGUGGGCGACCCAGAAAAAACGAAAGCAUGAUUACUACAAGUCAAGAAAAUAAUGAAUGGGUUGAUGCUUCUCUACAAGAACCAGAUAGCAAAGAAAAUAAGGGGAGGGAGAUUAAUAAAAGGAUGAAUAAAGAACAUAAUAAUGAAUUUUCAAAAAUAAAAACACAUUUAAGAUAUUUGUUAAAUCGAAUGAAAUACGAGCAAAACUUCAUUGAUGCGUAUGCUGGUGAAGGAUGGAAAGGGCAGAGCUUAGAAAAACUAAGACCAGAGAAGGAGCUUGAACGCGCCAAAUCAGAUAUUAACCGUUACAAAUUGAAAAUACGAGAUUUAUUUAAACGGGUCGACGCAUCAUGUGAGGAAGGAAGGAUUCCAGAGUCAUUAUAUGAUUCCGAAGGGCUAAUCGACAGUGAAGAUAUAUUCUGUGCAAAAUGUAGAAAGAUUGAAGUCUCGCUUGACAAUGAUAUUAUUCUUUGUGAUGGUUCGUGUGAACGUGGAUUCCAUCAGUUUUGUUUGGAUCCACCUCUACUUAAAGAACAAGUUCCUCCUGGUGAUCAAGGGUGGCUUUGUCCUGCUUGUGAUUGUAAAGCUGAUUCUUUUCGUUUACUUAAUGAUUCUUUCGGGACCGAUCUUUCUAUCGAGGAUAACUGGGAGAAGGUUUUUCCUGAAACUGUAGCUUCUGGGAAUAAGUUGGAUGAUACUUUAGGACUUCCGUCUGAUGAUUCAGAAGACGAUGAUUAUAAUCCCGAUGGUCCACAGUUAGAAGAAAAGGUAGAUGCAGAGGAUUCUAGCUCCGACGACGCUGAUGAUUUGGCGGCUGUAACAAACAAUGAACAGUUAGGAGAUUCUUCUGAUGAUUCAGAGGAUGAUGAUUUCAACCCUGAUAGAGUAGAUUCAGAUGACGAUGAAGAUGUUAAGAUGAAAGGUUCCGGUUCAGAGUUUACGUCGGAUUCAGAUGAUCUUGGUGACGUAAAGAACGAAGUGGCGUCGACUGAUGUUCAAGGGGUUGAUACAUCCGGAGAUAAAGAAGAGUUGCCGGAACCAAAUAUGGAAAAUGACGAUUCUGCCCCCAUAACUGCAAAGAGGAAUGUUGAGAGAUUGGACUAUAAAAAACUGCAUGAUGAGGCGUAUGGAAAUAUUUCUUCGGAUUCCAGUGAUGAUGAAGAUUUUUAUGAUUCUGAUGCGCCAAGUGGACUGAAAACGACCACUAGAAAAGAGAACCGAAGCGUAACUACACCCGUAAGAAACGCUAGUAAGACGUUAGAUGUUGAGGGCACAAGUGAUAAAAGUGGAAAUAAAUCGUCGAAUAGAAGAAUUGGGAAAGCUGCUACUCAGAGGCUCUAUGAAGCUUUCAAGGAAAACCAUUAUCCUGACCGAACCGUCAGAGAGAAUUUGGUCAAAGAGUUGAAUCUUACUCACAGUCAGGUCAGCAAAUGGUUUGGAAAUGCGCGAUGGAGCUUUAAUCAUCCAGAAGGGCGCACUAAAAUAGUUAAGUCGCCUAAAAGAUAGCGACACUCGUCCUAAAGUGCAAUUAUGUUUCAUCUCAAGUUUUGAUCUUUUAUGAACGAUUUGACGACAAGACUCGCCGAAAGGCCAACAUUGAUGGAUCUUGAAGGUGAAUUGGAUAAAGGGUGUUGUUUACCUCAAAUAUAUCAUCUUACAAGAAUCAGGACUUUGAAGUUGGUGAGUACGUGUUAUCUAAUCAAGUGGAUUUGAUUCUAAAUUUGUUUUAAUUUGGCGGUGUUGUAGCGGUUGUAACUGCUUGUCAGAAUUUAGUUAUAUUUGAGGAAAAGAAAACAGGUUUUUGUUAUUACAAAUAGACAUUUUUAGAGAUGUGUAUGCAGACUGAUUCAUACACUUUUAAUUUUAAGAGUAAAUUACAAAACUCGUCCUUUAUGUUGA
This is a messenger RNA of Helianthus annuus (common sunflower), 2784 nucleotides long. Its product is annotated as pathogenesis-related homeodomain protein. The transcript has 9 exons. The record is from RefSeq and is a predicted model, not a curated record. Gene Ontology annotation, cellular component: nucleus; chromatin. Lineage: Eukaryota; Viridiplantae; Streptophyta; Magnoliopsida; Asterales; Asteraceae. Gene Ontology annotation, molecular function: DNA-binding transcription factor activity, RNA polymerase II-specific; DNA binding; chromatin binding. Bases 334 to 2391 code for a protein of 685 amino acids. Gene Ontology annotation, biological process: regulation of DNA-templated transcription; chromatin organization.